This is a messenger RNA of Vespa crabro (European hornet), 3717 nucleotides long. RefSeq lists its product as uncharacterized. NCBI's taxonomy places the organism in Eukaryota, Metazoa, Arthropoda, Insecta, Hymenoptera, Vespidae. The record is from RefSeq and is a predicted model, not a curated record. The coding region runs from base 410 to 2713 and encodes 767 amino acids. The transcript is spliced from 9 exons.
UUAAUUUUAUUUUACACAACUAUUAAUUGUUAUUUGAAAAAUGACAGUAAUAUGAACAAAUUUUUUAUCCGCAAGUGGAUAGUGCAUUGAGAACGUGAUGUAUAGUGUGUGUCUACUAGAAUAUAUAAUUUAGGAUCUAAUUUGUGUUGUUUGCUUGGACUUCUUCGGAUUUCGUUUGAAAUAAAUUUAUCUGUGGUGUGAAUUAUAAUUCGUUUUGUGUUUUUUUUUUGAUUGAAUUAUUAUUUAACGAUAAAUUGAUCAAAGAAUUGUUGAAAAUGACUUGAUAUAUCAUUAAUGAACAGUAAUUAUAUAGAGUGUCUACGUGUAUUCAGGUUAUGUUAACAGUAAGGCUAUAGUAAUAGUCUUGCUAAUGUAGGUUCAAAGCUAUAUUCAGGAGGAAGUUUAUAACAUGAUAGAAACUUUAGUUGAAGAAAAUGCCUGGUGUUACUGGGUUGUCUGUGUUGGAGCAUUACUAUCAUUUCUUGGUCUUGUUGCCGCUUGUAUCUGCAGUUGUCGACGCAAUCAGACUAAAAACGACUUUCCUGGAUUAUGUGGAAUGGUAACAAUUAAUCAUUCUGAAAAUGAUGAUUUUAAUACAUUACCAUCCGUGGAAGUUACUCAAGUUCUACCAGCACAAGAUACGACAGAUAAUGGCAAAAGAACAAGCGGAGCUAAUAGAAGCUUACCAGAUAUACCAAAAGAUAAAAAUAGAGGAGAAGUUGCUACAGAAUCCGUAUCUCAAGAUAUUUAUGAAACUAGUGAAAUAAAUUCUGAAUUGUAUGCUACAGUUCAGGAUACAGAAGAGCAACAAUCUGAAAGAGAAACACAAUGCCUUUCUCAACAAGUUUCUUUAGUUCAAGAUAACUCAACAUAUCAACUUACAAGAUUUACACCAUCUACAUCUAAAAAUGAUGAACAUCCGUAUGCUCAACUUCAAAGUAUUCAGAAAUCUGAAGCUGAUCAAUCACAUAGGAAUAGCAGUACUCAAGUGACUAAUGUUGAUAAACCAUCAACAUCAUCAAGUCAUACAAAUGGAAAUCCAGUAGCACCUCCAAGAACUCGGAAAUCAUCAUCUUAUAAUUCACUCCUAAGUGCUGAGAACUCUAACGAUAUACAAGCUGCAAAUGCUAUUUCUGGAGGUGUACAAGCUAAUCAAGAUUUACCAUAUAUGACACCACCUCUUGCUAUGUUACUUCUUCAUCCACCACAACCAUCGCAACAUAGUACAUCACAACAUUUUAGUGGUGAUUCUCAGGAUUCUAAAGGAUAUACAAGUAUAAGUGUACGAGAACCCUUAGCUAAUAUAUUAGCACAAACAAAAGCAGCUUAUCAACAAAAUCAACCAACACGUUUACCUGUUGAUCCUCAUUAUGCAACUGUAUCAGAUGAUUCAGAUGAAAUGUAUGCAGCUAUUGAUGAACAAGAAAAAAUUUACACUAGUGGCAGUGAAACAUACGCCCAAAUUCAACCUACAAUAUUAGAAGCAAAUAGAAUUAUACAUAGUGAUCAAAAUUCAUUUAAUCAACAAUUAUUGCGUUCUGAAGAGACACAUACUGCUCCACAACCACCAAGUGUUGAUAGUUUACGUCAUGUUGCUCAUGCUCAUUCAAGACAAGCAUCAUCAUCAAGUGCCAAUAGUUCUAUCAUAAACCCAGGUUCUCCAAAACCAGAAAAACGUCAAGCAAAUUCACCAUUACCUCCCCCACCAGAAGCAGUUUCAGAUGCAUAUGCGGCUGUCGAUAAAAGAGCAAAAAAUGAUGAACGCAUAAGACCUAAUUUAUCAACUGGAAAAUCUCUAGAAGAUAUGUAUGCUAAAGUCAUGAAAAAGAAAAGAGAUGCUGAAGAGCAAAGUGACAGUCCUAUGAGUUCUAACAUUUUACAUCCAGAAGUAACACCUUCAAAUAGAAAACUUAGUCUCAUAGAAAUUAGUAGAGCAUCAUGGUCUAGUCAUGAUUCAGUAGAAAUACAAAAAGAAGAACAUGAUACUAUUCAUUACACCAUACCAGCAAAUACUGUUAUUAAUAUUCACACUGAAAUGGAAAAUAAUUGUUUAAAAUUAUCUAGAAUGUCUGAUGGAGAUACAAAUUUAUUAAAUCAAGAUAUUAAUCAUGGUUAUGAAUCUGUGAAUUCCAAAAGAAAUUUAGCUGCCCGAAGUUUUCCUGUUUGUGAUUCUAAUUACGAAAUACCACAUCUUCAAUCUUUAAGAAAUAAUGAUUAUCAAAGUACAUCAGCAUCAGUACGUAACGGUCCUGAUUUAUUAUUGACAUAUCCUACACCUUAUAAACACAGACAAGUUAGUAACGCAAGUAGUGAGGAUCCAGGAUAUGAAAAAGUUAGGUUACGAAGACGAAUUGAUCUAGAUCAAGAUACAGAUUCCGAGCCAAAUUAUGAGAGCAUGCCUCAUGAUUCGGGAGAACCGAAUUAUGCUUCAGUAUGCCGUCCUGGUGAUAGUGAUACAGAUCCAAAUUAUGAAUCUGUAAGUCAUGGAGAUCCAAAUUACGAAAGUGUAAGAUACAUGAGUGUUGCUGCAUCUGAAGAACCACCAUAUGAACAGGUAAAUAAUUAUAAACCUGAAACAAAUAUUGAUGGAUAUGAAAAAAUUAAAGAUAAUAAUAGUAUAUUUAACUCAGACUAUGAAAAGAUAAAUCCAAGUAAUAACUUGGAACAAUGCAGUAAUGGGGAUACAGACGAUGAACAGUAUGUUCAGGUAUAGUGUACCUUUUAUAUAUAGAUAUAUAUAUAUAUAUAUAUAUAUGUAUGUAUAUAUAUAUGUAUGUAUGUAUAUAUAUAUAUAUAUAUAUAAAUAACUAUGUGUAGUAGCUGAUAUUGAUGAGGUUUGUUUAAUGCAGCAUGAAGCUUUCGCAGGUGAAGUUACUGAGUAAACUUUUUAUUUUUAUGAAAUACAUUUUAUCAUCUUGGCUUCAAAGCUAUAAACAGACAAUUUAGUACUAUUUGUAUUUAGUAUGAAACCAUUUUGUGCUGAUGUUUAAAUGUGUUAAGAAAAUGUUACAAAAUAAGGAGGGUAAGACUGAUAGAGACAAACAGUGAGAGUAAUGUACAAGUAAAAUCUGACUUAAUAUUAUGUUUAAUUAUUUUAAUUGGUAGCAUGUUUCAACGGUAAGAUAAAAGACUAUAAAGUUACCAAUAAUAAAAUGCCAUUUAUGUGGUUGCAUAAAGAAUUGACCAGCGCAUAUGAAGUGUGCUAUGGAUUACAUAUAGUUGGAAAUUUAUGGAUUAAAAUUAACAGAUGUCACAUAAACAUUAUUAAAUAACAAAAUUAUUAUUUCUUCUGUGAAUGGUGCAUGCUGUGCCUUGUUGUAUUGACUACUUUCUAUAGAGAAUAUAUUUAUUUUUAUUUACAUGUCACAAACAACCAGGUCACAAAAAUGUAUCCUAUUCUUUAGUCUAAUGUAAUAGUACUCUCAUAGCUUCACAUAAUAAUUUACUGCCACGUAUUGUAAAUAUUAAUUUUAUUUUUAUUUACUAAGUUAAUAUUAAAUUAUAAACAAUUAUUUAUUUAUUAUAUAUUAAUUUUGAUAAAACAAAUUCAUUUUUUUUGUUUUUAAUAUAUGCACAAUAUAUACAUUAAUAUUUUGACGAGUCCUAUAACAUGUAGAUUUAAAUAAACAAAUAUAAGAAAAAAGACUUCAUUGCCAGAGAAUUUUAGAGUCAAAAGAUAUUAAUUUAUUAUACAUUUAUAAUUUUGUAAUUUGAUUA